Drosophila takahashii is the source of this 714-nucleotide messenger RNA. The record is from RefSeq and is a predicted model, not a curated record. NCBI's taxonomy places the organism in Eukaryota, Metazoa, Arthropoda, Insecta, Diptera, Drosophilidae.
AUGAAUAUGGACCCGUGUGAAAAGUCUGCUUUGCACAUCUGCGAAGAAGGCAUUCAGAAGAUCAAUGAAUCUGCCAAUCGCCUGGAGAAGCCUGUGAUUACCUGGUCCUUGCUCGUAGAUCUAGACGGUCUUUCUAUGCGACAUCUGUGGCGUCCAGGCAUCAAAGCUCUGCUUUACAUAAUUGAUACUGUGGAACGCAAUUAUCCAGAGACCAUGGGACGUGUUUUAGUAGUGCGGGCACCCAGAGUGUUUCCCAUUACCUGGACCAUUGUUAGCGCUUUUAUCGAUGAGCACACGCGAUCUAAGUUUCUGUUCUAUGGUCCCGACUUCGCGCAUAUGAAAGAUGGUUUAGCCCAGUACCUCGACGGGGAGGUAAUACCUGACUUCUUGGGAGGACCCUGCAAGACCAUGAUUCACGAGUGCGGACUUGUACCCAAAACGCUUUACAAGAUGAACUCGCUGGAUGAUCAUGGGGACGAAGUGCCUGUAGAACUGCCCAUCAUUAUUGAAGUGCUGGCUCCGGGCAUCCACCAGCACGACCAUAAAAACCUGUACAAGAGCGUGGAUCUAAAAGCCGGAUUUAGCCACGAGCUGCUCAUCCGGAACGAGGACCCUAAGAGUGUCCUUACUUGGGACUUUGAUGUAAUCCGCAACGACAUGCACUUUACGCUUUACCGGAUCACCCAGGAGCUUCCGGAGAAGAAAGGUGAAUGA